AUGGUGCUGUCGUGCCUUGCGCGGCGCAAGCGCGUCGAGCCGGCGGGGCAGGUCCGGGGCAGUCAGUCCAUAGGUCAGUCCGGGGCGAGGUCGCGCAGCUCUGCAGCCAAGUGGUGGCAGUCCAUGGCCCCCAAGAAGCGGCUUCUCAGCAAAAUGCCCGAGCCGCACGUGGGGCAGCCGCUGGUGGUCAAGCAGCCGGCCGAGCUAAAGAUGAAGCCGCGCCGUGCGGCGCCGGCAGUCAUCCUCAAGACCGGCGCGGAUCUUCGGGCCGAGCUGCAGUCCCACCAGUCCGGCGUGUUCCUCGAUCUCUUUUGCGGGACUGGGCGCGUGGGCACAGCCUGGACAUUGUCCGGGGCUACGUCCGGCCUGAUGAUGGCGCCGCCGUGCUCGACAUUCAGCCGGGUCAAAGAGCCAGCUGCCAAGGUCCUGUACUUCACCGAGGAGACGUUCCAGGCAGCAAAGACGCGCUCCAGUGCCAUCCGCCAGUAUGUGCAGGAGGCACAGGAGAGGCACUUGCGGGCCAACGUUAUCACCUUCAGUGCAGCCAUCAAGGCCUGUGAUUGGAACUGGGCCCUCCUGCUGCUGGCAGCUCUGCACCGGCGUGGCCUGGAGGCCAACGCCAUCACCGGCACCGCGGUCAUUCGAGGCGGCUCGUGGCCCGUGGCCUGCCACUGGCUCCGGCGGAUGUGCGCAGAGCGCUUGGCGGAUGUGGUCAGCUACGGCGCCUGCAUCGGCAGCGCACGGAGCGCCUGGCAGGUGGCGGGGCUUCUGCUGGCAGAGCUGGGAGGCUUCAACUUCAUCUGCCUGGGCGCCGCCAUCAGCGCCUGCGAGCGCUCCGCGGCCUGGAAACCCGCGCUGGAGAUGUUUCGCAGCGGCGGACGGCCGGACGUGGUGACCUACAACGUGACCGUCAGUGCCUGUGAGAAGGCUUCGCAGUGGCAUCAUGCGCUACUUCUGCUGGAGGAGCUGGAGAAACGAGGAGACCUGGACGCCACGAUGGUCUCCUACAACGCGGCCACAAGCGCCGUAGCGCAGGUGGGCGCCUGGCCAGAGGCUUUGCGCCUGCUCAACACAGCAGAAUCGAACCAGCUGCAAGCCGACGUGAUCACGGGAAGCUCCGCGAUGAGCGCAUGUGAGAGGGCCUCAAGAUGGGAGGCGGCCCUUCAACUGCCCUGGGCUCAACGGGCGCGGAAGGAUGUGGCGGUUUGCAAUGCGCUCAUCAGUGCCUGCGAGAAGGCGGCGCAAUGGCCGGUGGCUGUUCACCUCCUGGGGGCCUUGCAGCCGGAUGCCAUCACCUUCAGCUCUGCGAUCAGUGCCUGUGAAAAGCGAAAUGAGUGGGAAAUGGCCCUUGCACUCUUCCACCUGGCCAUCGAACGCCGGAUCGCGCCGAAUAUCGUGACCUACAGCGCUGCUAUCAGCGCCUGUGCCAAAACGACGAUUUGGCAACGGGCGCUGUGGCUCUUUGGGGCUGCCCAAAGGCAGCAGCUCCAGCUGAACUUGGUCGCCUACAACGCCGCGAUGGCGGGGGUCGAGGAAUCUCAGCAGUGGGAGCUGGCCUCAAAUCUGUUUGAGGACGCGAGGGCCAGCGUCACAGUGGAUGUGCUUACACAGAGCAGCCUGGUGGGCACUUUGGCCAAGGCCGGGGAAUGCCAGAUCGAGUUCCAGACAUGGCCCUGGCAAGGUAGUCCCGGAGGUGUCCCGCAGCUGAUGAAGCUCCAGCGCUUCGGCGGCGUCCAAAUGUCCCGGUGGUGUCUCUGGGUGUCCGGGCAGUGCCCCAAUGGCCUCACAGAUCCGCACAAAGCCAUGGCGCAAGGGCAUCAGGAAGUGGAGAACCUCGAGAAAGGCUCGAUUCUGCCGAUGGAGAAGAACCGGAGGCAGAAGGCCUCCGAGGAGGAUGGUGGAGGCCAGGGCGAGGAGGAACUCGAGGAGCCUCCACGCAGGCCGGCGCACUUGCCCGUGGAGAGUAACCUGGAGGGAGACACUCCGGGUGGUGGCCAACUUCGACCGAGGUACCUACCCAUGGAGAAUCCGGAGCCGGAGGGCCAGAUGAUGAAGAUGAUGGCGGCGUCUCAGGAUACGAGGACGACACCAUCGGCACCGGGAGUGGACCCGGUCUACCUCAUGCAGAUGAUGCAGGAGCUGAUGACGCGGAAUCAGAGGCUUCAGCAUGAGGUGGAAGUGUUGAAGAAACAAGGAAAGGAGACAGACGCUGACUAUGGCACGCCGGAGAGCCGGGAAAAGGUGAACGGCAUGAGCACGGUCAGGGACAAUCAGAACCACGAGCCCUACGGCCCGACCCGCGACCACUCGAAUGGCAAGGGCGGAGAAGGCAGACUUGGGGCUGGUGGUGAAAAAGGAAAUGCUCGGGAUGAGCAGGAUGGCGGUGCCUCGGAAAGGGCAAGUGAUGUGGCUGGAUCCGGAAAGGACGGCCACCAAAUGGACGUAAUGCUGAAGCUCAUGGAGGGCAUGCAGAUGAUGCAGAAGCAGCUCCUGGAGCAGAAGGAGAAGACGGAGACCAUCGAGACGGUCAAGGUCGAGACAGAGAAGGAGCAGGCGACGGGACGUAGAGACCUAGUUUGCAGGUUCUACAUGAAGGACACCGGCUGCAGAAAGGGCCGGAGUUGUGAGUGGCAGCACCCCACGGAUGAGACCGCAAGAGGACGCUGCUGGGAGUGUGGAUCAGUGGAACACAUGAGGAAAGACUGCCCCAGAAAGCAGAAGCCGACAUCACCAGAGAAGCCGGCGGCUGUGAGAAGGGUGGCCCAGGAAAACGACGUGGCGACGACACCGGCUUCGGCAUCUUCACCCAAGAAGGAGGAGAUCAAGCCGACCCGGGAGAAGGAAACGGUGGUGGAAGAUUCGAAGAAAGACGAAUCUAUGGGGGGGGUGUUGCAGGAAGCAGCAAAGAUGCUACGGAGCCUCAACGCCUCGCAGGGAGUCAAAAAGGUGGACGAGAGAAACGACCGCUUGGACGACCUGCAGAAACAGUUGAAUGGGUUGAGAUCUGGGUCUCUCAAAAGGGCCCAGGUAAAGGCUCAAGGGAGGUGGAGUGAUGGUGGGCUACUGGACUCGGGAGCUACGCAUCCCCUACGUGCCCGGCAAGAAGGUGAAGACAUCGAGAAUCUGGACGAGAUCGAUGUUGCCCUGGCCGGGGGAGAGACGAAAGUCAUGCGGAUCACGGAGGAAGGCAUCAUCGUCCAGGAGAACGAGGGCGUGGGCUCCAUCAUUCCGUUGGGUCUGCUGGUGGAGAGGUUGCACUGCGUGGUGACGUGGGAUGGGGAUGAGUGCCGCGUGGUACAUCCAGAGCUGGGAGCGUUGCGGAUUCACAUGGAGGAUGGAUGCCCCUAUGUGACCCAGCGGACGGCGACGAAGUUGCUCGAGGAGCUUGAGAAAAAGGGGAAGGAGAAAAGGAAGGGCCGGAUUAGCGAAGUAAAGCUAAAGAAGGUCCUGGACUGGGAAACGGUCAGAAAGGUGGUGGAACUACAUCCUGCGUUUCGUGACCUACCGGAGGAGGUGAGAAGGAGGAUCAAGCACAAGCACGCCUACUGCCUUUCGUUGGAUUUGGCCGGACCGCUGAAGAAGGGAAGAGACAUCGACGGGCGGAGCUGCAAGUACAUGCUUGUGGGCGCGUACACAUGGCCGAAGAAUCCGCUGAAGUCUGAGGAGAUCCCGGAGAAGGAACGAGAUGGAGGUGGAGAAGCUGGCAAGGCGAAGGGUCUGGAGGAGGUCAAGAAACCGGACCAACCCGGGCAACGACCGGAGGACUACUGGACCACCAGCGCCAACGGCAAGUACGUGAUCAGGGUACACAAGAGCCACCGGAAGGUAAGGUUCUUCCCUGAUGAUGCCCCAGGAUGUCCGGUGCCUGUGGAGCGACUACGGGGACGGAGGAGGACCAUAGCACGGACAACUAAGGAUGGUCCGUUGAAGAUGUUCAUGGACGAUUGGAGGAAUGCCGAAAAGACGGAAAAGGUCUUUGAGGACGAGAGCCGAUGGGCCGGGCGGACGAUCUUCCAGCUAGAGGAAGGGAUCUGGGACUUCGAGCUGGAGGAGUUGGUCGGAGAACAGGAAGAUGGAGAGAUGGAAGAAGGCAACCUGGACGAGCACGAAGAGGAUGAGGAGAAGAGAGAGGAGCCGCUGGAGAUUGAAGUCCACACGCUGGCAGUGCCUCUCUCGACGAAAGGAGGCAAAGAAGUUUUGGACGCCAUACAGACGAUGUAUCUGGAAUUGAAGCGCCAAGGUUUUCCAGUGGCGCGAUUGCAUAGCGACAGGGGCAAGGAGUUCAUGAACCAUGCCUUGCGCCGGUGGUGCUUCAACCGGGACAUCGCGAAGACGAGUACGGCGGCAGACGAUUGGAGAUCAAAUGGGCGAGCAGAAGUGGCCAUCAAUCACUUGAAGUCAAGAAUGAGGAGAGUGCUCUUUGCAGCCGAGGUGGAUGGACAGUGGUGGCCAGCUGCAGCUCGGUAUGUGGUGGAGAAGGAGAAGAGAACAAGGCAGAGAAAAGAGGGCACGAUACCCAGAUUCUGCCAGGAGGUAAUGGUGAAGAAAAGGAAGUGGAAGUCGGAGGAGCUGGGCCCAAGGCACGUCAAGGGGAAGUAUUUGGCCCCGGUGGUGGACGUACCGAACGGUCACGCCGUGAUGAGAGAGGAUGGAACAGUCCAGGUGGCUGCCUAUGUGCUGCACCACUGGAAACCUCUCCCGGAGCCAGUGGACGGGUGGCAAUUUGUGGAACGGAGAGGUGAUGAGGGAGAAGAGCGCGAGCCGGAGGAACCCUAUCGUGUCCGGAGGAGGAUAAGAGAUAAGACCCAAAAGAAGGUGUUGGAAGACGAAGGGGUUCUGGUGAGGUUGCGGGCGCUCAGAUCCACAAUAGAGGAGGAGGAGAAGGCGGUGACGAACGACGAGCCGGAGGUGAUGGACAUUGUGGUGAAAGCCCUAGAAGGUUUGAAGAAGGAAGAAGAGGAGUUGAGGAGCAGCACAGAGGUGGAAAAAGACGAGGAGCAGAUACUCCAGACCAAGAUCGUCAGUGCCAAGGAGGUGGAGAUGAACUUGGAGGAUUGGAAGGCACCCAUGAAGAAGGAGCUGGACACCAUCGUGGAAGAAAAGGGUGCAAUCACCAGGCUCAACCCGGCAUCGGCGAGGGAGCUGCUGGAGAACAACCCACGGGUGCAAGUACUACCCGGGAAGGGGGUGUUCACAAUCAAACCAGGAAGGAAGCGUAAGUGCCGACUGGUGGUGUGCGGCAACUACGGGGAGUCUCACGAGGCCAUGCCGCUCUUCGCAGGGGGCACGGACGUGGUGGCUUUGCGGUUGGCGUUGAAGGAGGCGGCGGUUCGCGGGUGGCAAGGAGGCACCGUGGACGUGAAAGGAGCCUUCCUGAAUGCCCCGCUGCAGGCAGUUGACCAGGAAGGAGAGCUGACGGUGGCCAUGCGACCGCCGGCAGUACUGGUCCGGAAGGGGUUGAUACCAAAAGGGGAGCUGUGGAUCGUCAACAAGGCAAUGUACGGCCUACGGCAGAGUCCGAGGUGUUGGUCGGACUACCGUGACGACGAGAUGAGGAGGUGGAGAAUCAGCUAUGGUAAGCGUUGGCUGAAGUUGGAGCAGAUGAGGAGUGAACCGAAUCUGUGGCUGGUGAAAAAGGUAGAGGACGACUUGAAUCCGGAGGAGCUGGUCGGCCUGCUACUAGUCUACGUGGACGACUUCAUGCCGUUGGGCAUGGAAGGAGUGCCUCAAGCCCUCAUGGAGAAGAUCAAGAGCACGUGGGAAUCAUCAGAAGAGAGCUGGUUCGGCAAGGAGCCGGUAAGGUUCUGCGGGGUGAACAUCUCUGUGACGGAGCAGGGGAUCACCUUGGACCAGAUGGACUACAUCAAGGAGAUCAUCGAUCGGAACAAUGUCACUGGCAAGUCGGUGAUCCCCAUGAGCAAGGAGUGCAGCGAGCCAGAGGCAGAGAUUGGGAUCACGGCGGAGGAGAUUCAGACGGGUCAGCGCCUGGUGGGUGAGUUGAUUUGGCUGGUCACCCGGAGUAGACCUGACCUGGCCUACGUGGUUUCGAGAAUGUUGAGUUUCGUGUCCAAGGCUCCACGAUGGGUGCAGAGAACCGCGACCCAAACACUGCGGUACCUCAAUGCGACCAAGACGGAGGGCAUCCUGCUGGAUAGGGACAUGGGGGAGGACACAGAUGGAAGAAAGAGUAGAGGAGCGGGCUUGGAGGUCAUCACAGAUGCGAGCUUCGCGCCAGGCGGCGAGAUUAGCCAUGGCUGUGUAAUGGUCAAAUGGCAGGGAUCAAUGCUGGCGUGGAGAUCUUCGAGGCAGAGCUUCCCUACACUGUCGACGGCCGAGUCCGAGCUGAUGGAGAUGAUAGAGGGAAUGGUUCUUGGGGACUCGGUAGACGCGUUGAUUCAGGAGAUCAAGACGGAGAUGGACUAUUCGCGGACGUUGAUCGGGGACAACCAAGCGGCGGUCUCGCUGUGCACAGGAGAUGCUGGAUCGUGGCGGACGCGUCAUCUUCGUCUGAGAGCGUUCUAUGUGAGAUGGAGAGUGCAGAUGGGGGACUGGCGGAUAGUGCAUCGGAUGGGCGCCAAUCUGGUCGCCGACAUGGGCACGAAGUGUCUGCCGGGAACUCGCCUACGUGAUCUGCGCAAGAUGGCAGGUUUGGUGGAGAUUGGAGCACCAAAGCCAGAAGAAGGAGGAGCCCUGGAGGUGGACCUGGAAAAAGGAAAGGCAGCGUUGGCCAUUUUGGCAUGCUGCAUGCAAGUCCAGGCAGUGGCGGCGAAAGAGGAGAAAGUCGAGGAAGAAGAUCAGGGAGACGACAACGCCUUGGUCGGCUUCGGCAUCCUGGUGGUCCUCUUCACGGCUCUGGCAAUCAAGGUGACGGCGAUGGUGAAAGAGACAUGCGAGAAGAGAAGCAGAGGGGAACAUGCGUCUGUAAGGAUGCCGGCGGGUGACGAGGAAGAGGAGUCGGAAGAAGAGGCUUCAUCGUCGUCGAGAGCAUCGGCAUCAACUAUAAGGAGAAGAUCCACUACUACCGGAGGUGGCGGAGGGUCGGAAGCAUUGGGUGCUAGAUCAAAAGCAGCACCAGAGGCCAUGAGGAGGCCGUUGGAGAAAGGAAAGGGUGGAAUCGGUUCUGGAAAAGGAAAAGGGAAGCCGAUCAUCAAUGCACCAUGGAGGAGGGAUUCUGCGAGGAGGCACCCCACUCCGCCUUGGAGGAAUGAGGAUCAACCGCCAGCAGAUGAUCAAGGGCGGCAACUGGGCCAGAUCGAGGAAGAAGUGCGCAACGAAAGGUGGGACAUUCCGGACGAAGAGCUGUUCUUCAACAAGAAGGACAGGAUCGCACACCACACCAGAGAGUGCGCCGGAAGUCGAGCAGAGGCAAGGUAUGUCUGCACAUGGUGCUUCGCACAGGAGCUCCGGAUGCAAGACGUAGAAGAGGAGCAUUCGGUCCCCGUCAUCGUGAGGGACUGGAAGCCGGUGCUCACCACAGACUACGGGGUCAGGUACCAUUACUCCCUGAACUGCCCCACUUUGGCGGCAACACGGAGGUGGGAUGCCUUCGACCGGUGCCGACGAUGCGCCGGA
Molecule: messenger RNA, 7572 nt
Organism: Effrenium voratum
Lineage: Eukaryota; Dinophyceae; Suessiales; Symbiodiniaceae
Source: the annotation of a GenBank genome assembly